AUGAUGUCGGCAUUGACGAAUAUUGGUUUAAUGAUUUAUUUUGCUCUUGUAGCCCUUAUUGGCACACUAGGCAAUGGGAUUAUUCUAUUAGCUUAUGGAAAUCGUUGGAAUUCAUCAAAAUCAACAUCAGUAAUCUUCAUUCUUGUCCUUGCUUGUGUUGAUCUUUGGACUUGUCUGGUUGUUGUGCCAAGUAUUGCGAUCAUGGAGUAUCGCGAGUUCGAAGUUCCGACACCGCUCUGCCGAUUUUACUCCUUUUCAAAGAUCCUCAUUAUCAUCUCAUCAUUGAUCAUGUCAUUUAUAGCCUUAGAUCGGUUUUUAAAUAUUGCCGUGCCACAUUAUCGACUGUUAAAUCCUCGUCGUGUUAAACUUCUAUUGACAUUAUUUAUACUCAUUGGUAUUGCAAUGGGCCUCUUAACUGCCUUAGCCUUUUCUUCGUCUCCACAAGGUGAAAUUUAUCUUGCGAAUUACACGGAAUUUUUUAUCGAUCAAUCCUAUUAUCUUAAAAACGAAUCUCGGGAGAUCACCAUCACUUACGAACAAAGAAACUCGUCAGCUUUUAACUUAACAAGUCUACUCUACGAACAAUUAGGAAUUCCGACCAAUAUGACGAUCGCGAAUUUGAAUCUAACGUAUCUAUCCACACAUGAAUCAUGCUUUGCCGAUACAACCAUCAUUUCCGAGCCCAUUCGAGAGAUUCUUCGGCAUAUAUCGAACAAAUUCUUCUUCAUUUCUAUCGGCAUCGUCACUAUCUUGUACACGAUCACACUUCUGUUAGCUUUACAUCGACAGAAUCCUCGUAUACGUGCGUUGAAAAAGAGUUUAUAUGUUCUGAACAAAUUCGAUGCAUGUCCAAAUAGUCCACAACAAGUAGCAAUGAAUUCUCAUUCGCAGAAGCCACGUGCUGAUUCGAUUCUUUCGACUUAUUCGCAAUUGAAUGCUUCGAUAAAAAAGAAAUGUCUCUCCACCAAUGAAACCCAACAGUUCGAAAUGGCUAGUUUCAUUAGCAACGAUGAUUUCGACGAACAAAAUCUAUCGAAUAAACCGAAAGCAGACCAUCAAAUCAGCGUUCCCGACGAUCUCGAAAGUUCUAUCGAGAAAUUUCCGAAUAUGAAACAAGUUUCAUUCCAAGUUGCACACAGUGACGAAGUCUUAACUAACAAUGACAAUCAACCUCUCUCCUCCCUCUCAAACUCUUUCGAUAUUGAUUUAGAUAAAAAAACCGAUACCUAUUAUAAAUUUCCAUGUCCAUGUUCAACAACUCGGCAAUUGUUAAUCAAGUUUCACUUUGCUCAACCCACAUUGGAUAUCAACCAAUGGUUUUGUUGUGUGAAAAAAUCGUCGGCAUCAUCAGUUUCGUCAAAUGACCAACAAUCAUCGAUAAUCAGUCCAACGGAAGAUGAAACAUCGAAUAUUUUAUCUCCAACAUCACCCAGUCAUCAUCAACCAUCGGUCUCGAACAGUGAAAUACUCAAACGGCAACUCCAUCGCCAUCGAAUCAAACAAGUCCGCAUGGCAGUGACGUUCCUCUUGAUCACCGUGUCCUUCGUUCUCUUUUAUUUACCAUCGAUACUAAACGCUGAGCGAUAUAUCAAAAGCCCAAUCUGGAUCUACUAUUUGUACUUAUGUACACAUGCAUUAAAUCCCAUAAUUUAUUGUUUUAUGAAUGUAAAUUUACGUGUGUAUAUCAUCUCAAUGUUGAAAUGUCAAACUAAACGAAGAAAACGGAAAAUGGCCGGUAUAGGAACAUCCUUUUUCGAACGUUAA
Molecule: messenger RNA, 1764 nt
Organism: Adineta ricciae
Lineage: Eukaryota; Metazoa; Rotifera; Eurotatoria; Adinetida; Adinetidae
Source: the annotation of a GenBank genome assembly